AUGGUUUCGUUCUCUGCGACGGAACGACUUGGUCAAGAGAUCAUGUAGAAGAUCAGCCAGUAUCACGAAGAACUGGCGCGCAACAGCACUAAAGCUCCUGGAUUGGCAACGAGUAUUCGCACACUGAUGAAGAAAUUCGCAUCCAAUACGCAGAGCUUGAAGCAAGCCCUGGCAAGGACUACAGCGCAAGGAACACUCAAUAUUGUGGAAGUAAAUCGUCGUCAAGGGUUGAUGGACAAUCUGGUCAGCACAGAGAAGCGGUUAGAGCAGGCGUUUACAGCGAAAUCUACGGCUGCACAAAACCGCAACAGUCUGCUGGGUACGUCGACGACUUUAGGUUAUGGCAGUUCACAGAACAAUCCUUGGCUGACGGAGGAAGAGAAUGAGCAGACCCGCGGCCUGACCACGGAUAAUCUUCGCUCCCAGCACCAGCAGAUUUUACACGCAGGAUCGAGAUUGGAUGCUCUAUCAAAGAUUGUUGGGCGCCAGCGCGAAAUUGCCGUGGAUAUUGCGGCAGAAGUUGACAUUCAUAACGACAUUUUGGACGAGAUCGGUGGGCAGAUGGACAACGCCGAAGUUAAGUUAGCCAGGGAAACACGGAACGUGAAAGUCAUAUUGAAGAAGUCUCGGACCCACUGGUGUUUGUGGCUGCUGAUAGUUGCUCUUUUAAUUGCCAUAAUUGCUGUUGCUUGUAUUCCCAGGAAGAAAUGAUAAGAAUUCCGUCACCUUUAUUGAGAAUAUUCGACCUGACCCAUUUUCCUAUUUAUCUGUGAUUUUUUUAUUAGGCAGUCUGGAAGGUAUUAUUGUAUGCAUAUUGGAGAAUCUUUUAGCUUGAUGUAAUUUUUAUGGAAUGGUAUAGUCGAGUUUCCGGUACUUACCUGAAAGAAGAUUUGAUGUGUGGGUUUGAGAGUUGUGCUGGUAUUUUUUGUGGUGUAUUGUGUCAGAACUUACACGUUGUGUACUCGUAACUGUGCAGUAAAAAAUGAAGGUGA
Molecule: messenger RNA, 992 nt
Organism: Paramacrobiotus metropolitanus
Lineage: Eukaryota; Metazoa; Tardigrada; Eutardigrada; Parachela; Macrobiotidae
Product: syntaxin-8-like
Exons: 7
Biological process (GO): intracellular protein transport; vesicle fusion
Cellular component (GO): SNARE complex; endomembrane system
Molecular function (GO): SNARE binding; SNAP receptor activity
Source: RefSeq, a predicted model, not a curated record